AUGAGGCUCUCGUCCCUGAGUCUCAUGGGGACGUCCCUCCUCACGGGGCCCGCCCUCGCGACGGUCCCCAUCCUGACCGAGGUCUCCCUAAAAGGCUGCGCCGACGUCGCCUGCCCGGCCGGCGCCGCCGACGACCUCGUCGGUGAAUCCAACUGCACCCUCGGCGGCUCCGUCCUCCGCCGCGUCGGCAUCGCCCCCGAGGUCCUCGACAUCCCCAUCGACGACGACAACACCACCGACAUCCGCAAGCUCUCCCUCACCGUCGCCACCCUGGCCAACAGCCCCGCCCCCGCAAACUCCCCCAACUGGUUGAAGAAGCAGCUCUACACCCAGUCCUACUACCUCGGCGCCCCCGCCGGCCUCAACCUCUCCUCGGACCGCUACCCAAAGGGCUGCGCCCUCAUCUUCCAGCACAUGUUCCAGACCUUGCCCACCCCGCACGAGGUCCCCGACCUCGACACCACAGACUGCAGCUCCUGGCUGCAGCAGUCGUGCAUGGACGAGAUCACGGGCUACGUAGACGACUUCCGCGCCGCCCACGCAAAGGACGAGACGCUGCCGCGCUGUCAGGAGAUUGCCAUGUAUCUCGAGGAGCGGACGCGCACGGACAAGGACUUCCACUGCAACCUCAUCGCCGGUGCCGUCAACAUCACCGGCGCCGAGAUCAUCGGGCGCGACGCGCCGACGGUGCUGGCGCAGGACGCCGGCGACAACAAUGACUGCCAUCCGACGCUGCCGCAGUCCUACGACAUGCUGAAGCUGACGGAUGUCGAGCUCAUCCUCGACGGGGAGGGGAGCACGACGAAGCCGACGGGCGGGCUGAACGGGUAUACACCCGUCAUGAGCGUGUUGUUUGACAAGCUCCUAUAUUCACAGUGGAUUUGCAUGAAGACGUUGAGUGAAUAUGAUCAAGAGAACGCAAGUGCGAGAACGAGCACACCGGUGAUGGCGGGCCUGAUCAUGGGGCUUGCGACCCUAGUAGCAAUCAUGAUGCUAUGA
This is a messenger RNA of Colletotrichum orchidophilum, 999 nucleotides long. RefSeq lists its product as uncharacterized. Bases 1 to 999 code for a protein of 332 amino acids. NCBI's taxonomy places the organism in Eukaryota, Fungi, Ascomycota, Sordariomycetes, Glomerellales, Glomerellaceae. The transcript has a single exon. The record is from RefSeq and is a predicted model, not a curated record.